Messenger RNA from Cornus florida, 1128 nucleotides. Its product is annotated as stem-specific protein TSJT1. The transcript has 5 exons. The record is from RefSeq and is a predicted model, not a curated record. The coding region runs from base 104 to 814 and encodes 236 amino acids. NCBI's taxonomy places the organism in Eukaryota, Viridiplantae, Streptophyta, Magnoliopsida, Cornales, Cornaceae.
CCACUCCUCCUAUGUCCUCCGAUCCUUCCAACUUUCUAGUGUGAGAAAGAGAGUAAAUAUAUAAUUUUAGAGAGAGAGAGAGAGAGAGUAUUUUGGGUGAGUCAUGUUGGGUGUUUUUAGCAGCUCAAUCAUGUCGCCGCCGGAGGAGCUUGUGGCAGCCGGCAGCCGUACUCCGUCACCGAAGACCACGGCGGCGGCGCUGGUCAACCGGUUCCUAGACGGUAACCCCUCCGGUGUUUCCAUACAGAUGGGAGACCAUGCCCAGUUAGCCUACACUCACCAAAACGAGUCGCCCUUACAGCCCAGAUCAUUUGCAGUCAAGGAUGAGAUAUUCUGCUUGUUUGAGGGAGCACUAGACAACUUGGGGAGUCUGAAGCAACAAUAUGGGCUUGCCAAGUCUGCGAAUGAAGUGGUGUUAGUCAUUGAGGCUUACAAGGCACUCCGUGACCGCGCACCUUACCCUCCUAACCAUGUUGUUGGCCACCUUAUUGGCAAUUUUGCUUUCAUUGUCUUUGACAAGUCCACCAACACCUUAUUUGUGGCUACUGAUCAAUUCGCUAAGGUUCCUCUGUAUUGGGGAAUCACUGCUGAUGGGUACGUGGCUUUCGCCAACGAUGCUGAGUUGCUUAAAGGAGCUUGUGGCAAGUCAUUGGCUUCCUUCCCUCAAGGAUGUUUCUUUUCCACAGCAGUUGGAGAACUGAGAAGCUAUGAGAAUCCUAAGAACAAGAUCACCGCUGUUCCCGCUACCGAGGAGGAAAUUUGGGGAGCAAAAUUCAUGGUGGAAGGGCCAACGUUUCUUACAGCCACAAAAUAGAAGAUUUAUGUCCGUCAACUUCACAACUUGCAUCUUUGUGGCAGAAAAGUGGGGUUUUAUAUGGCUGUGGAUGUGAUCCAAUGCAAUGGAAGAUGCACGUAGAUAAAAGUGUCGGUAGGAUGGAUAUGUAGUCAAUGUAAUAGGAUGCUGUAGGUUGGUCUGUUUGCUUCCUUGUGUAGUUGCUCUUCGCACAAGCGUUUUCUGCAACUUUUUUUUUUUUUUUUUUUCCCCUUUCCGGAGGUUAGUUUUCUGUAACUUUCGUCGGUGUAAAAAUGUUUCUUCUAGUAUAAUAAAGUUUGUAUUAUUAUUUAAAA